AGAAAAGAGAAGCAAAAAUAUAUAAGAACACGAACUCGCCACAGGGCCACACAAACUCAAACGAAGCCUCUACGUGUCGCGCCUCGUUUUAAGUUCUAGGUGGAUCUUCAAAGAUCAAACUGUUAAAAAUCUCCUCGAUCCAAAUGGUAAGAGCCUUGAUUGUCGAAUCGAAUCAUACUCGCCACGAGCUAUCGAGCGAGCAGCAGCAGUAGCAGCAGCUCGCCAGGUCCCCCAUGUGCUAGCCUCCAUUUCUUCUUUUUAAUUCCAUUCCAGCUUGUUCUUUCUUCUUCUUCUUCUUCUUCUUCCAGUUCUUCGAGAACCGAGAGCUCCAAACUAUUUCGUCUUCGUCUCCCCUAGCGUUCUUCGCUGCCUCGAUCUCUAGAACCCAAUCCUCGAGCCAUGGGAGAUGGAGAAGAUCGCUGCUCGGGCGAUGGAAGCUCCGGAGUGGCGUCGUCACUGUCGUAAGUAACUUGUUCCAUCGUCUCUCUUCUUCUUCUUCCUCUUCUUCUUCCCUUCUCUCCAUCCUCGAGCUAUGCGGAGCUUGAGCUGGGACGAGCUAGAUCAAGCUCAAGCUCCACGCCUCCCGGAUGGCACUGACGACCUCUGGAUCGACUUCCAGCCACUCCCAUCCUCCCUGUUUGAAUCCUCCGCACCACCACCGUCCGGAGCAGCAAAGCCCACGGCCUCAAACUUCCGUAGAGACGACGACGACACAACCACUGCCAGUGCCGUCUCAUUCGCCUUCAUCGCAAUCGCAGUCCUCGUCUCUAUGUUCCUCGUCAUCGCCAUCUUCGAGAGGAUCCUUCGGCCCCGCCGGAGCCUCGGCCAGCUCCAUCACCCCCAUGACCUCGACGUCGAGUUCUCGCAGAUGUCUCAGCGGCCACUGCAGUGGGGCUCUUCCGGAAUUGUUGCCUCCACCACCAUUGGGAAGUCUCCAACUACUUCUUACGGGAAAGGAGUGUCGGUCCUGAUGCCUGGCCAUGUGUUCCCAACCUUCAUAGCUCAUCCCGCACCAAUUGUGGCCGAGACAAAAGCUGCAACUGGAACAGAGGUCUGAAUGAGUGCUGCUGUCUUUGAGCCUAUAGUGCGACCUGUAACCAAAGAUAAAAAAAAAAAAGGAAAAGGAAACACCAACAACUGUUCAGCCAAGACAAACGCCAAUCAAGGAACCUGGUUCGGAGAACUCUUUCGGCUGCGGAGUACUUUAUGUUUCUCCCUUCCUCUCACAUGGCCAGCCACCAGAAGGAGCAGAAAGCAGCACCGCAUUUGAAUUACAACACACACCAAAAGUUAAGAGAAUAUUUUUUUUCUUCCAGAGCAACUCGUCAGUUCUAGAAAA
This is a messenger RNA of Selaginella moellendorffii, 1339 nucleotides long. RefSeq lists its product as uncharacterized. NCBI's taxonomy places the organism in Eukaryota, Viridiplantae, Streptophyta, Lycopodiopsida, Selaginellales, Selaginellaceae. The transcript is spliced from 2 exons. The record is from RefSeq and is a predicted model, not a curated record. Bases 533 to 1057 code for a protein of 174 amino acids.